UGGUUUUGAGAAGGAUACGACGAGAGAGAACACGAGGAGGAUACGAUUGAGAUCUUCCCAUUUUUUUUUUCUUCCAAAAAGCCGCAGAGGCCACUAUGGAAAGACUGUAUAGUGUGGCAUACCACCCGCUCUUACUUCAAGCACAGUUCAGCGGCGGCUGUGCGUGUUGCAGCACCUCCUGGAAGAUCCCCUAUUGGCUCUUUCUUGGGGAAUGCGCUUGUUUUGACAACUCAUUUGAUUGUUGGAUGUGGUUUGAGAGGACGCCACGGACUGCAGGUUAAACCGUAGAAUUCGUAACAGUUUCUACAUUUUGCAACAUAUGCAAAUCGGAUUAAUCUUGGUAGGCUAAACAUAGGAAUUGAGUUUAUAAACGCGCGUUCCUUUAAAAAAAAGGGGGGGGAAUUGACUGGAUUGAAAUGACCAUGUCCGAGGAGAAGAAUUCGGGGUGUCGGGGGAAAGAGGAAGAGAGCGAGGAUGAGAGUGAAAUCUUGGAAGAAAGCCCUUGCGGUCGCUGGCAGAAGCGAAAGGAACAGGUGAGUCAGGGGAAUGUCCCUGGCAUCGAGACUGCCUCACUGGCCAUGGACACAGAGGAGGGGGUGGAGGUGGUGUGGAACGAAGUGCAGUUCUCUGAUAAGAAGGUCUUCAAAUCUCACGAGGAUCGAAUGAGGGAGAUGUUUGAGAGCCUGAUGCACGUAGAUCACCCCAACAUUGUCAAGUUCCAUAAGUACUGGCUGGACACCAGGGAGAGUCGGGCGAGGGUGAUCUUCAUCACAGAGUACAUGUCAUCAGGCAGUCUCAAGCAGUUCUUAAAGAAAACAAAGAAAAACCACAAGACCAUGAAUGUCAAGGCUUGGAAGCGAUGGUGCACUCAGAUUCUGUCAGCUCUGAGUUAUCUGCAUUCCUGCCACCCGCCCAUAGUCCAUGGCAACUUGACGUGUGACACCAUCUUUAUCCAGCACAACGGACUCAUCAAGAUCGGCUCGGUGUGGCAUAGGCUGUUUGUCAAUGUUUUCCCAGAGGCGAUCUACGGAAAUGUGCAGCAUCAUCGGGAUGAUGAAACGAACCAGCACUAUUUUGCUCCUGAAUACGGCUUGGCUGAGGAUGUUUGCUCUAUUGACAUCUUCGCCUUUGGCAUAUGUACCCUGGAGAUGGCAGUGUUGGAGAUCCAGGCCAACGGGGACACUGUGGUAUCCAAAGAGGCUAUAACCAACACCGCCCAGUCUUUAGAGGACCCGCUCAUAAAGGAGUUCACCCAGUCAUGUGUACGCAUGGACGCCAAAAAGAGACCCACGGCCCAUGACCUGCUGUUUCACAGGGUUCUGUUUGAGGUGCACUCUCUUAAGCUGCUGGCUGCCCACUGCUUUAUCAACUAUCAGUAUCAGCUUCAUGAUAACUGCCUUGAAGAGAAGACCAGGACUUUCGACCCCAGUGGUGUGAUGGCUGAGAUCAAGCAUGGGGACCGGCCCGGGGUGGAGAUCAAGUACUCGAAUGUUUCGCCGCUAGAACUGGACAAAUUUCUGGAGGACGUAAAGAAUGGGAUCUAUCCCUUGAUGAACUUCCAGCGGGGCCUCACCAUGCCCCGGACCUUGUCCAUCUUCCAGGAGCGCAUGGAGACAGUGAAGACUCCCAGCCCAGAGCCCCAGGAGAUGGAGACCAGAAAGGUUGUCCAAAUGCAUUGUAACUUGGAGUUCACUGAGGAAGGCACCAGAAGUCAUCUCUCUCUCCUCCUGAAGAUGGACGACAAGCUCCAACGGCAGCUAAACUGUGACAUUCUGCCUACUGACAGCUCCAAAGACCUGGCUAGUGAGCUGGUUCACUUCGCCUUCAUCAGUGAGGAGGACUGUGAGAAGCUGGCAGGCUUUCUGGAAGACGCCCUGUGUAAGCAUUGGGCCAGGCCGCCAUUGGAGGAGUCUUCCCUGGCAUAGUGAUGACGUACCGACACAUGCUGCUGCCCCAAGGGGGACCUGGACCCUGGGAAAACUACAACAAGGGAGGGAAAGAAAGAGAAUUUAAAGAAAGGGGGAGGGGGGGAUUAGUCGGGGAACUUUAAGAGUGAACAUUCCAGGACUAGGAAGUGCCAGUUUUUUUUUUUGUGAGGCUUGUAAGGGAAGAGAGCCAAGUCAGCACUUCAGUCUGUGUGGCAAAUGUAAGCAUCAAGAAACGCUGUCUCAAAACAGAAGUGAGAAGCGAUCUCUCUUUCUACUAAACAGAAGUGCCAACCAACUCAAGCCAGAGAAGACUAUGCUAGGAGAGCUACUAUAUUUGGCCACUUCAAUGCCUCCUUCUCUCUGCACAGAUGAUGUCAUUGGCCUUGUUUAGAAGUAUAGCAAGAGACAGUGGACAAAGUAAGCAAUAUGAGGAACAUAAAAGUCUUCAACAUUUACUGCUGCAUUGAGGACUUUUUGUCCAUAAUAACCUAUUGGGCUCCAUUUUACACACGCAGCGCAGCCUUGGCAAUGACCCCAUAAAGAAAACUAAUAUAAAACUCUCACUAUCAUGCAAGGUGAAGGUACAGACACAUUGAGAUUUUGUGUCCCAAGAUUCCCGGAUUGAGACAAUGGUUUUUCAAUGGUGAGGUCAUCCUCUACUUGAUGAAUGAUUGUCCAACGGAAGAAAAAAAACAGCACAAUAUGUUCGUCUUCUACAUAUGCAACUCAUCCGAAAAAAGUAGGGAUGAGUUAAACUUAUGAUAGACAAAAACGGACAAUGAUGUAGGUCAUAUACAAUUUUAUCCGUGUUCAUGCGUCUCUGUUAGGGUUGAAUAUUUUCCUGGUAUUUUACAAAUAAAUCACUUUUCUUCCGGGUAAAAUCAUUUAUAAAGCAUAUAAAUAUGCCUAUGUCUGGAUUUGAAUAGACCUUUUGAGCGAAAAUUCAAGUCUGAUGCGUCAUACAUUGAAGACAUUUAAUGAGCCCAAGCACCCAAAAAAAAGGAAAAAUGAUUGUGCGGUUAUCCAGUACAUAUAUGAUCUAGGCUACUGCCCAUAGAUGUCGUUAGCUAUAUGCUCUCUUGGGUAAAUAAGUAGGCUAAUAUGUCCUGAGUGUGAACUGUAUUACUGUACUGUAUUAUAUGGACUGGAAUUACACACAUCGAUCAAAUUGUGAUAAAGCGAGGAGAGAACAUGCGAUUCCGGUGCAGCACAUACGUCCUGCAAAGUUACAAGUAUAGGUUAGCGAAAUAGAUUUUAAUUUUUAAGUAUAAUUGGGCUUAUUUGUAUAAUUUAGUAGACUGACUCAUAUAUACCUUUAAAUAAUAUUUCCCCUAAUGUUAUUAGCAUAAUAUUAUAUAUAUUUUUUUGCUUCCUUCCUUCCUCUCAACUGUUAAAUGAAAUACGUUUCGUUGUCAUUUCGAAUGACGAGAAUAAAGGACAUCCUUCAACAAUAUAGGACUAGAAUUAGAUGCAGAUGGCUUUCACUUCUCUUCACAAAGAUAGAAUGAAUGGUCAUGGGUCUGAUUCGCUCUUCUUUCAGUUCUACUGGCUGCUGUAUUUACCAUUCAGCAAACAAGAGCUUCAGUCCCUCUUCAAUUAGUCUACUGGUAUAAGAAAUGCUUAAAAAGUGACCAACAAGCUAUUCUAGUCUAGCUUCUCCUGCAUGGGACUCCCAACAGCUAAGGAUCGUUUUUUAAAGAGGCCAGCGGUACACAGGUGUGUGCGUAUUGCGCAAGAGACAGAGGCUAUAAAUUAGAACCUAAUUAAGCAUAACCCAUCACGAAUUAGCUAAAUAUAAGGCUACUACUGCAUUAAAUGUAUUACCUGAAAGAGGUAGGCUAUGACAUCUAUAUAUAGGCCUAUAUAUCAAUCUAGAACAGGAUUAUCUAUUUUUUGGAUGCAAUUUGAAUGGAGUUAGAGCGAGAAGGACCGUGAGGGCUCGCACAGGUUUUAAAGCGAAAAUAUUCGAGUGAUAGGUUGUUUUUAAAACUGCAGCUGCAAUAAAACAAAAAAUAUCUUUACAAUUUAAAAAAAUGUGAUCCCUAAAGCCAGAUGCAGAAAAUGUAGGCCUACCCAUCACUUUAUAUAUAUAUAUAUCUACUCAUGAUGACAUGAUAGGUCUACAUACAUUGAACUGUGGUCCAUACUGAUGGGCUGUCUGUCCCCACCCUGAGCGUUGAUUCAUCAUGCAGAGGUCAUAGAGAACCCAUAUUUUAGACAUUACGUAUAAUUUAACAGUUCCAUUCACGCCAUGCUGUUCAUAGAAAUAAUUUUACGGUUUCCGGGAAAAGUUUGUGGUUUUGGGCCGUGAAUCUCAGUAACCGGGUUCCCGCCAUUCCCCUAUGCGUGUUGUGACUUUUUUCUUUUGCGAUGUCCUGUGAGAAAGCACAGAUUAUUGAAACAUCAUUGAAGCACAUAAACACUAAAAUGUAUAGCGCAUAAUUCAAUCUCGAUGAUAAUUUCUCAAACGUUACCGAGGCUACGCUGCGUAUGUCACCCGGUAUGUUUCAAUGUUAUACGGCUACAAACAAGAUGCACAAAAUGUAGCAUGCAUGUUGUAUUGCUUUGUUACUUUCCAAUCAUGACCACUUCACCGCAAGUGUUAGUCUUUCAUAGGUCACACUCUAUGACCAUCACCGUUUCUGAGGAGACAAAACUGACAUGGAACAAGGAUGGUUUUUAAAGGUUGUUUUUUUUGUUAACGUCUUUUUAGCAAACUAAAUAAUGUGUUAAAUCUGGUUGUAACAUUAGCAUCUGACCAAAUCACAACCAAAAUCAUACUGUCUUUCCCAUAACAUCUUUACCUUGUCAUGAAAACAUUUUUCUCGGUUUCUCUUGCUUUACCUGGUUGUAAAAAAAAGACCCGUUGGUUGUAAUCUGGUUAUAGGACUUCUUCUCAACCAGAAAACGUCAUAAAGAGACCAUGAGCAAAAUGUCCACUGGAUUGAUGCCAUAAAUCAAACACUACUUCUGCCUUUUACGUGUUUGUGUCCGACCUAACACCUUUGCUCAAUUGCAGGGAAAGUCUGGGUUAACAUACUAAAUGUCAAACAUAUUGAACCUGUGAAAGUAACUCAAGUUUUAAACUGGAGACAAUAGAAUAAUUUGCCAGCAAUCUCUAACACCGUAUGCUAUGUUUCUCUUUCUAAGAAUGAAAACCCUAUCACCUAUCAAGCUGCGAGGAAGACUUAUCUCACAAUUUGAAUACAUACAUUUUUCUGCCUCAUUGAUAUGAUCAUCAUUCGUCCGAUCUUAAGAUUUUGCUCUUUUCAGUGGAAAGUCAUAGGCCUACAAGAGCUUCUGAAAUCAAUUCACUGUUGAGAAAAUGUACAGUUUUUGAACUAUGAAUUGUCAUUUUUCUUAAAUCAUAACUUGCAAUAUGCCUUUCCAUGUUGCUGUGUGUUUUUAGUCUGGAUGAACAAAUGUUAUAUGUAUCCACAUUGGAAUAUUAAUUUUUGGUGUUUUUGCAUUUGCUGAAAGGUCAAUCUUUUUAACUUGGUUUGAUAGGCUACACUAUGGAAAUUUAGUAGCUAAUUAUUUACCUCAGAUUUUAGCUUGUUGACUGUAUGGUUCAUUAUACAUGCAUGACAUACUAUUAAUCAAUUUUAGCUGCAAUCAAGCCUAAGUGCCUCACUAUACACUAGUGCAGCGUUUUCCCAAACGUUGUCCUCCGGACCCCAAGGGGUGCACGUCUUGGUUUUGCCCCCAACACUACACAGCUGACUCAAAUAAUCAAAGCUUGAUGAUUAGUUGAAUCAGCUAGGGGCAAAAAAAAAACUAAGCGCACACUCCUUGUUGUCCCGAGGACCGAGCUUUGGGGAAACCCUGAACUAGUGUUACACAAACCAACUUUUUUAUGCAAUUUUAGUUGCCAUUGAGCUCCCUUACUGGGCUGUAUGGAACAUGCAUGAGCCUCAAUUUCCACUUUGUAAGCAAGCAUUAAUUUAGUACACUUCAUGUCAUGGAUUUGUAAACCAUUGUGAGUUCUGUUCUGCUUUAAAUAUUAUCAGAGACUGCUUAAGUUGUAAUAUCUACUUGAUUAUAAUUAUAUAACCGUCCAGUUUAUCAAACCAAUGUGCUGGCAUGUUGUAUGAUGAAUGUUAACAAACUAAUCUUUGUUACUCCGUUGCCAUAACUGGUAGGUACUGUACCUCCGUUGACCUUUUUUUGGGGUCAAGCAUGUCCUGUCCACACUGUAUACAGGAGUGGAUGUCUGAGUUGCAUUGUACUUGAGCACGCUGCAAUCAAGUCACUCUAACCCUGUUUAUACCUGGUGCUAACAUGCAGCCUUUUUCCUGCUCUUGUCCACAUUCUGAUUCUGCCCCAAUUCUUUUGUGACAAGUGUAGACGAUUAAAAAAAAAAAAGUGUAAACAGACAAGAUCAGGACAAAGGACGCACAUUAACGGGCAGGUGUAAACGGGGCUUGAAGUCGUUCAAAUAAGGUUCUCGACUCAUUUCAAUACAACGCCGAUGGAUUUAAGUCUACAUUCCAUAUUGUAGACAAUGAUAAUUUUCUUGGUAGAAUUUGGAGGGGGGAGGCGGUAUUAUCGAUAAUUGAAAAACAACUGAAAAAGGCCUAACACAUCCUUCUCCUUUGUCUGUUUAGCUAAAUUACAGCUCUCCCUGUAUUGAGGUGCUUCUGCCUUGUUCUGUUUGUACAACUCAUGUAAAAUAUUGUACAAUAAAAGUAUUAAUGAGUAUA
Messenger RNA from Salmo salar (Atlantic salmon), 6631 nucleotides. Its product is annotated as nuclear receptor-binding protein 2. Gene Ontology annotation, biological process: protein phosphorylation. Gene Ontology annotation, molecular function: protein kinase activity; ATP binding. The record is from RefSeq and is a predicted model, not a curated record. NCBI's taxonomy places the organism in Eukaryota, Metazoa, Chordata, Actinopteri, Salmoniformes, Salmonidae.